This is a messenger RNA of Zea mays, 2398 nucleotides long. RefSeq names its product Galactose oxidase/kelch repeat superfamily protein. The transcript is spliced from 9 exons. Bases 335 to 2212 code for a protein of 625 amino acids. NCBI's taxonomy places the organism in Eukaryota, Viridiplantae, Streptophyta, Magnoliopsida, Poales, Poaceae. Gene Ontology annotation, molecular function: protein binding. The record is from RefSeq and is marked predicted.
CUUGGACAUGAGUUGAAAGGCCCUAUCUUUUCAUGUCCAUGUCCAUCUCCCGAGUGAAAGCGAGCGAGCGAGCGACCGAUUGAUUGACGUGUGAUGCCUCACUAGCUGGAGAGCGCUCUCUCCUUUGUGGCAAAUCUCAUCAGCAACAGAGACGGCUGGUGUGACACCUUGUGAAAACGCCCGCUCGCUCGCUCAGUCGCUCCGUCUCUCUCUCCCUCCCUCCAUAUCUCCCUUUGCCACCUGCUGUCUCCCUCCUCAUCUCUCUCCAGUCGAGUCGGCAGUCUCUACCACUCUGCUUCCUUUCCCCUCCUCUUCUUCUCCAGAAAGCAGAGGCAUGGAGCGGCAGAGGAAGGCAAUGUGGCUGUACCCCAAGGUGGUCGGCUUCAACCCGCCGGAGAGGUGGGGCCACUCCGCCUGCUUCUUCGAAGGGGUCGUCUACGUCUUUGGGGGAUGCUGCGGCGGCCUGCACUUCAGCGACGUGGUGACGCUGGACGUGGAGACGAUGGCGUGGAGCGCGCUGGCCACGACGGGGCAGCGGCCGGGCACGCGGGACAGCCACGGCGCCGCGCUGGUGGGCCACCGGAUGCUCGUGUUCGGGGGCACCAACGGCGGCAAGAAGGUGAACGAGCUGCACGUGCUGGACCUGCGCACCAGGGAGUGGAGCCGCCCGCAGUGCAGGGGGGCGGCGCCGUCGCCGCGGGAGAGCCACAGCGUCACCGUCGUCGGGGGCGACCGCCUCGUGGUCUUCGGCGGGAGCGGGGAGGGGGAGGGCAACUACCUCAGCGACGUGCACGUGCUGGACGUGCCCACCAUGACGUGGUCCACGCCGGAGGCCAUCAGGGGCGGCGCCCCCGCGCCCAGGGACAGCCACAGCGCCGUCGCCGUCGGCGCCAGGCUCUUCGUCUUCGGCGGGGACUGCGGCGACCGCUACCACGGCGGGGUGGACGUGCUCGACGUCGACACCAUGGCGUGGUCAAGGUUUCCUGUCAAGGGCGCGUCGCCUGGCGUCAGAGCAGGUCAUGCGGCUUUGAGUGUUGGGUCCAAGAUCUAUAUUAUCGGAGGAGUUGGUGACAAGCAAUACUACAGCGACGUCUGGGUUCUCGAUGUCGCCAACCGUUCGUGGAGUCAGCUCGAGGUGAGCGGGCAGCGACCGCAGGGAAGGUUUUCCCACACCGCAGUAGUCAUGAACAAUGACAUUGCAAUCUAUGGAGGAUGCGGCGAAGACGAGCGUCCCCUGAACGAGCUUCUCAUUCUGCAAUUGGGCUCCGAGCAUCCGAACGGCCGUUACAACAUUUCGACGUGCAAGGUUCUGAGCAACCAAUGGAGCCAAGAGAGGAGGAAGUUUCUCCAAUCAGAGACUAAAGAUACAGGUGCGAGCAACGGAGAAACGGUGCAGAAACGUCGAGAGGCAGAAAUUGAGCAGAGGAAUCCGUUCCUGCGUGGCCUAGAGAACAGCCGUGCGAAACGAAGGAAAACCGAUGAAGCUCGCCCGAGCGAGGCGGCCGAGUCAGAGCAGCAGGAGGAGCACUCGCUGACUCUCUCCCAGCACUCCUCGCCGUCGCAGUCAGACCAAGAGCAGAACGGCGGCGGAGCUCACAAGCUCUCGCCCUCGCCCAACGCGUCGGUCUCAGCGCUGCAACCGUUCGCUCGCCUCAAGGCUAACGACGGCGCUCCGAGUGCUCCUGGGCGCGGAGGCGGCGGCGUGUCUUCGAGGCCGGCUCUGAAGACGGACCAGUUCCUCCGCACCGUCGCGCCACAGCAUCAUCGGCAGGAAGUGCAGUUCCUUUCCUCCGACCAUAAGAAGCCUCAGCCCCGGCCGGCUCCUGGACCACCCCUUAUUGGCGCAGAGGUCCAUGGGACGAUCGAUGGAGCUUUCGAUUCCGGGUACCUCAUGACGGCCGUCGUGAAUGGGCAGCUCUUCAGAGGCGUUCUGUUUGCUCCGGGACCUGGGGUUACGGCUCCGAGACCGACGGUGCACCAUCAGAUCCUGACGAGCUCGGCCAUGCCUCCCCAGCAGCGGCCACUGCUCGCGCACGCCAUCCCUGUCCACGCCCGGCCGGUGCCGCAGGCGACGGGGUUCGUGCUGCCGAACUGUGUCCACCGCGCGCGGCAAGGGUUCCCGGCAAAGGCAGUCAAGUCCGAGCCGGAGCGAGGCGGCAGCGACCUGCACGAUGUUGUGCUCACCCUGGGAGGGCCUGGAGGGGGCAAGUGAGCCCCUCAAGAACGGUGGUCCAGGUCGUCCUGGCCUACUGCUGUUUACCUUUGGGAAUUGCUUUGUAAAUUAGUCAUCUGGUCGAGUGGAAAUAAGUGUAGCGGCUUUUCUGUGAUCUUUUCAAGGGUCAUUUUAGGGUUCUUCGAUCUGUGACUUUACAUAUAUGAAUAUAGUGUUAGCUUGAUC